Zeugodacus cucurbitae (melon fly) is the source of this 2062-nucleotide messenger RNA. RefSeq lists its product as uncharacterized. The transcript has 2 exons. The record is from RefSeq and is a predicted model, not a curated record. Bases 1 to 2025 code for a protein of 674 amino acids. NCBI's taxonomy places the organism in Eukaryota, Metazoa, Arthropoda, Insecta, Diptera, Tephritidae. Gene Ontology annotation, cellular component: nucleolus; 90S preribosome; preribosome, small subunit precursor. Gene Ontology annotation, molecular function: RNA binding. Gene Ontology annotation, biological process: endonucleolytic cleavage to generate mature 5'-end of SSU-rRNA from (SSU-rRNA, 5.8S rRNA, LSU-rRNA); ribosomal small subunit export from nucleus; endonucleolytic cleavage in 5'-ETS of tricistronic rRNA transcript (SSU-rRNA, 5.8S rRNA, LSU-rRNA).
AUGGAGUCAGAAGUAAAUGGUUUUGCUGUUGAUCAAAAUAAAAAGCGCCAGCGGAAAAAGAAGAAAAACAGCAGAUUUCUGCGUAAUGCGAAGGGUUUUGCUAAACAGGGGAUUUAUGGACGCGGCACACACAUUGAUGAUGACCAGUACAAUUAUUUCAUUAAUAUUUUGGAUGCAAUGAAAAAUGGGUUUGAGGAUGUCGAAGAGAAAGUUAAUAUGGCAAACAACGUAUUCGCACAAACGAAUGAACAAGAAGUUCAUUUGGCAUCUAAUCAAAUUGUGUGUAAAGUGCUAGAGUCGUUGAUUGGAUUUGUGGAUGCAGAAAAUUUGGAACGUUUCUUUAAUGUGUUUGCUGAUAAUUUUCGACCGGUCUGCUCGGACCGUUUUGCAUCACACGUUUUACAAAAAAUGGUUGAGAUAGCCUUUUUGAGAGCUUUAGGAAAAGCGAGCCUAAAGAAUGCAAACGAAGCCGAUGAUAAUGCCGAUGCAACAGAACAACCAACUGCACCUAAACGGCUUAAAACUGAAGUUACAGCUAUUAGUGAAGAGGCAUAUAACGUGGUGACGGAUUUUAGCGUCGAACACCGUAAGCAGUGCAGUAAAUUUGUCGAACGCGUGAGUAAAUUUUUACUCAACAAUCUGGAAGAUUUCGUUUGGGAUCCCUGUGCCAAUCAUAUUAUGAGAACUAGCAUACUCAGCUUAGCCGGUGUACAUGUGGCAAAAGUGGCUUUCGAAAAGGGCGGCGCUGAUAUGGCAAAAAAUCGAAAAUUAUAUAAUGUACCAGAUGAGUGGCUGGAAGUGCUGAAGGAAUUUCCACAACGUUUAGAAAUGUGGCCACAAUUCUCAGAUUUUCCAUAUCAAGAACACUCCUCAGCUUUACUGGGAGUUAUUUGCAUUGCUUUACGCGCAACUGACAAACAACUUUUGAAACAUUUUGGCAAAAAAAUAUUAAUGGAAGCAUUCCUUAAAGUAGAGCUUAAUGACGACGAAAAGGAAAAGAAAAUUGAAAUAUUGGACGAUGACGAAGAGGCCGUCGAGAAAAAUGAGGAAACUGGUGAAAAAAAUGACGAAGGCGAAGGCGAAGGCGAAGAAAAAGAAAAAACUGGACCCAAAGUAAAAUUACCAAAAGUUUUUGAGUACCAAUCAGCCGUUAUCUUAUUGGAAACUUUGCUUACCAUUGCUGGUCCAAAGCUUUUGACUCAACUAUAUGCAAUGCUUUUCACCGGACGUUUAUCCCUACUAGCCAAGGAACAACUAACUAAUUUUGCUGUGCAAAAACUAUUGCAAAAUAUAAAAGAAAAGGAAGAUUUUGAAAAUGUAUUCGGCGAGCUGGUGAAUGACGUCGAAGAACUACUAAAGAUUGGGCAUACUGGUGUAGUAGAGGCGCUUGUCGGCGCCUGUCUACGUGUCGGUGCGAAGCAAGCACAAAGUAUUGUGUCGUUACAAACAGCGCUUCACACACCCGCGAGUGACAAGCAAAAAGUUAAGAGUUUCUUCCAUUGUUUAAUCAAACUGAAGCCGUAUGAGAUUGCACAGGCGGACAACAGCGCUUUCGUACACCUUCAUGGCUCACUUAUUGUACAACACAUUUUGCGCUUUAAUAAACCAAUUUUUUUGGUUAACUGUAUAUUGGAAAUCCCUGCCGAACAAUUAGUGACCAUUUUUAGUACACCAAAUGGGUCACAUAUUGUUGAUGCGUUCCUGCAGAGUAAAUAUAUUGGUGAGAAAUCUCGAGAGAAAUUCAUCAGAUACUUGGAGGGUUUCUAUGUGGAUUUAGCCACCACUAAGUUCGGUUCACGUAUUGUGGAUAGUUGUUUUGUGUCGGCGCAAGAACCACAAAAAAUGCGUAUAGUUAAAGAACUAGCAGACAAAGUGAAUAUGUUGAAGGGCACACCAUUCGGUAGAUUACUCUACAACAAAUUCCGUAUUGAAACCUACAGACUGUCGGCGACGCAAUGGAAAGCGAGCUUACAUGCGAAUAAGGAGCAACGCGUCGAUAAACUAUUUAAGGACAUUGUUAAUUGACUUUUAUAAUGAAUAAAACAUUUCUCGUUAGAAAUUA